UAUAAGGACCACCACUUGGUUUAUGGAGAACAUUCAAUCCAAGAUGAGAGGGCUGAUAUUCCUUUGUGUGGCAUUUGGGAUCACUUUGGCUGAGGAACUGAAAGCUGUUCAACCUGGAAGGGAGCCUCCUGUUUAUGACUUCAAUCAACGUGUGGUAGGUGGCAACAAUGCCGACAUCACUAACUGGCCUUGGCAAGCUUCACUUCGUUACAAUGGAGGACACACGUGCGGGGCCAUAAUCAUCAGCGAUACACACCUCCUUACAGCAGCUCAUUGUGUUGAUGGAAGAGUCCACUCUCUCUUUGAUAUCGAGGUAGGGAUGAGCAACAGAGGAAGUGGAACAGUAUACAAACUGAGCAGCAUUACCCAGCACUCCGGCUACAGUGGUAGUGCCAGUGGAUUUCCGAACGACAUCGCAAUUCUCAGGGUCAGCGGAAGUCUUGUGUUUUCGAACCAAGUUAAGGCUGCAACACUUCCCUCGAGCAAACAGUACAACCAUGACUCGGACGAAUGUUACAUCACUGGCUGGGGGAAGAUCAGAGGGAACCAAAAUAGCCUGCCCACUACUCUCCAGGAGGUUAACAUUCCUGCUAUCACCAAUUCGGAAUGUGCCACCAGAAUGUCAGGAAUAAAUGGGGCUUCAAUUUACGAUCAACACACCUGCAACUUUGACAAUUAUGCAUCGACAAACGCAUGCCAAGGUGACUCCGGUGGACCCAUGGCUUGUCGAUCCUCACCUAACAGCGACUUUGUGGUCGUGGGCAUUGCAUCUUGGGUAAUCACUGGUUGUACCGGAUCCUACCCAUCUGUUUACGUCCGAAUUGCCUACUACCUUGACUGGUUGACGAGCAAUGGAAUACAAUUGUAAAGAUUGUGAGAAUCAAAUAAAAACCCUUUUAAGAU
Ostrea edulis (European flat oyster) is the source of this 903-nucleotide messenger RNA. RefSeq names its product fibrinolytic enzyme, isozyme C-like. Lineage: Eukaryota; Metazoa; Mollusca; Bivalvia; Ostreida; Ostreidae. The record is from RefSeq and is a predicted model, not a curated record. The transcript is spliced from 7 exons. Gene Ontology annotation, molecular function: serine-type endopeptidase activity. Gene Ontology annotation, biological process: proteolysis. Bases 23 to 868 code for a protein of 281 amino acids.